UAUGUGCACUACAUAGAUUGCAGACUCAAAGGUAUUUAGAUAGCGGUCCAAGGAUACCCUCUGUGUGGUGAUGAGCACGAAUUCCCAGUAGGAGCCCACGACGAACGAUCCAUACCCCAGAAUCAUCCAACUGAAAUGGACUAAUCGGUAGAUUCUGUUCGGGCAGCCUGGUAGAAUGGUUAUAGGUGCCGUAUUUGCCAGAACGGCGAUAAGUAGCAACCAAAAUACAGCUCUAUGAAACUCUUUGUACCUUUCUGCAUAUUGUGGAUAAUACGGAGAUGGUCUGCAAGCGAGCUCACGAUGGACACUACGUACUGGCAGAAUAUCCUGAUGACCCUCAACCGGUUGCUGGGCGUAUAUCCAAGCGGGAAAAGAGGCGUACUCCGCUGGAUCCACUCCCUUUGGAGCCUGUUCCUGCUUCUGUACAUCUGGAUUGGCAGCAUUGUCAAGUGCCUAGAGUUCACUGUGGAGGUACCCACGAUCGAAAAACUGCUCUACUUGAUGGAGUUCCCCGGCAACAUGACAGCCACCGCCAUUCUGGUUUACUAUGCCAUAUUGAAUCGUCCUCUUGCUCAUGGAGUGGAGUUCCAGAUUGAUUGCAUAAUCGCAGGACUCAAAGGAAAAACUAAACGUCUGCUCUAUAAGAGACAUGGUCAGAGGACUCUUCAUCUAAUGGUGACCACUAUAGUCUUCCAUGGCUAGUGUGUUCUGGUGGACGUGGUCAACUAUAACUUUGAGUUGUGGACCACUUUUAGCAGCAAUAGUGUCUACAACCUGCCUGCCCUAAUGAUGAGUCUGGGGGUACUCCAAUACGCCCUACCCGUCCACUUCCUGUGGCUUGUGCUGGACGAGAUGCGGACGUGUCUCAAGGAGCUGAAGUUGCUGCAGAGACCACCGCAGGGUACGACCAAGUUGGAUGCCCGUUACGAGUCCGCUUUUGCUGUUUUGGUAGAUGCGGGUGGAGGAUCUGCUUUGAUGAUUGAAGAGAUGAGAUCAGCCUGCAAUCUGCUUGAGCUUGCCCACAACAAGUAUCUGUCGAGAUUUGGUCCCUUUCUGGUGAUAAACUUAGUCAAUUCCCUGGUCAGCACUUGUGUAGAGUUCUACUUGGUCUUCAACUUCUUUGAGACUCCUCUCUGGGAGGAGACCGUGUUGCUUGUAUAUCGCCUGCUCUGGCUAGCCAUGCACGGCGGACGUAUCUGGUUCAUCCUGGCGGUCAACGAGCAGAUUCUGGAACAGAAAUGUAAGCUAUGCCAGCUGCUGAACGAGUUGGAGGUGUGUAGCUCGCGCCUGGAAAGGACCAUUAAUCGCUUUUUGCUACAGCUCCAGAGGAGUAUUGACCAACCCCUGGAAGCCUGUGGAAUCGUCACGAUGGACACGCGCUCUUUCGGCGGGUUUAUCGGCGUUCUGAUGGCCAUUGUCAUUUUCCUCAUACAAAUAGGCCUGGGCAAUAAAUCGCUAAUGGGAGUCGCCCUCGACAGAUCCAAUUGGGUUUACGUUUGACGAAAAAUGAGCUCCAAGGGUUAUCAAAGCGAAACCCAUCCACAUACAGGUAUUGAGUUA
Drosophila erecta is the source of this 1560-nucleotide messenger RNA. RefSeq names its product putative gustatory receptor 59e (gene Gr59e). Lineage: Eukaryota; Metazoa; Arthropoda; Insecta; Diptera; Drosophilidae. The record is from RefSeq and is a predicted model, not a curated record. Gene Ontology annotation, biological process: sensory perception of taste. The transcript has 4 exons. Gene Ontology annotation, cellular component: membrane.